ACAGCCAAUGAACCAGACAGGCAGAGGGACCCAGCAGAGACCAGCAAAGCCUGUAAGUCAUCACAUUCCAUCAGAAACAUCCAGAUGAAACCAGAUGAAAAAGCACUUCAGCAGUGCUCCUAAACAGCACUGGGCCCACUGAACUCAGAGACACGGCAAGAGAUCAUUUUUGAAAUAUGGCUCAGAGUGACCUCCUCUACCCAGAGAACCCAAGAAGGAGGCAAGAAGUACACCGUCUUCACCAGGAGCUCCUGGACUGCUUAUCUGACAGCUUCUAUGCCACCAAUAAGCUGACUGGGGUUUUAAAUAUGCACUUAGGGUGCAGGCUGGCCUCCAUUGAAAUGAAAAGAGAUGGGACCAUCAAAGAGAACUGUGAUAUCAUCAUCCAAGCCAUAAUGAAAAUCCAGAAAGAACUGCAAAAGGUUGAUGAAGCACUGAAAGAUAAACUAGAGCCAACCCUUUAUAGAAAACUUCAGGAUAUUAAGGAAAGAGAAACAGAGAAAAUUGCAAUAGUACAAAAGGUUAUUUCAGUCAUCCUGGGAGAAGCUACUUCUGCUGCCAGUGCAGUGGCUGUUAAACUUGUGGGCUCAAAUAUCGCAACUGGCAUAAUUAACAAAUUGGUCACUGUGCUAGCUCAAAUUGGUGCUUCUCUCCUUGGCAGCAUAGGAGUGGCUGUUCUUGGCCUAGGCAUAGAUAUGAUCUUCCGUGCCAUCCUGGGAGCAGUGGAGAAAACACAGCUUCAAGCAGCCAUCAAAAGUUAUGAGAAGCAUCUGGUGGAAUUCAAGUCAGCUUCAGAAAAAUAUCAUCAUGCCAUUACUGAGGUCACCAACACAGUGGAACACCAAAUGAAAUAAACAGCCACUUUUAAUAGGCACUGGAGUAUUUUUCUGCUUUUGUCUCAAUAAUAGUGUUUUGCUUCUUUGAUUAAGUUCACUUUUCAUAAGCUUCCAACAAAGACAUAAACAAAGUAAACAACUCAGAAAGAGGAAUCGGAGAUGCUAUAACUAGAUGACUCUAGAGAGUCUUCUACCAACAAUGAACACCUGGAUCAGUUGGUUCUGGACCCUGCGAGUAAAAGUUACAUCCCAGGACCAACUGAUUCCCAGUCAAAAAUCCUUAAAAUUUACAUCGAAUGCAGAGGCUUUCAUUUCUACCAUUAGCUUCAGGCAUCAUUUAGUUCUAAGGGGACAUACUUAGUAACUUCUGCCUACAUACAAACGCUGAGCCUUAGAAUGGAAUAGAAAUACUACCAUAAUUUUGACCAUCAGUUUAAAUUCAACUUUCUGUAAACUGGAAUAGACUGAAAUGUGAUUUAUAACAAUUUACGUUAAUAAUGAAAGGACCCAAUGGUUUUGUAAACUUCUAAGUACACAUU
Molecule: messenger RNA, 1375 nt
Organism: Camelus dromedarius (Arabian camel)
Lineage: Eukaryota; Metazoa; Chordata; Mammalia; Artiodactyla; Camelidae
Gene: SMCO3
Product: single-pass membrane protein with coiled-coil domains 3
Exons: 2
Coding region: 177-854 (225 amino acids)
Source: RefSeq, a predicted model, not a curated record